Messenger RNA from Haliotis rufescens (red abalone), 1451 nucleotides. RefSeq names its product carbohydrate sulfotransferase 15-like. Gene Ontology annotation, biological process: hexose biosynthetic process. Bases 1 to 1095 code for a protein of 364 amino acids. Gene Ontology annotation, molecular function: N-acetylgalactosamine 4-sulfate 6-O-sulfotransferase activity. The transcript has 7 exons. NCBI's taxonomy places the organism in Eukaryota, Metazoa, Mollusca, Gastropoda, Lepetellida, Haliotidae. The record is from RefSeq and is a predicted model, not a curated record.
AUGCACAUGUUUUCAAAUGGAUACGUAUCAGAAUCCAACAGAGUAAACGACACGUCAGUGAAACUUGACAUUCAGUGUGUGGGAGCAGGACCAAAUGAAGCAGAGGAUCUGUUUUGUAUGGAAAGACCCCAAUAUCUGUUGGACUUUAAGAACCCCUGCUGGUACGCGAAAGAGGAUGGGAAGUUACGUCUCAGGUGCAUCCCUUACUUCCAUAUUCUGGGGGUGUGCAAGUCGGGGACCACCGACCUCGCCUACCGCAUAAAGACCCAUGAAGACGUCUUUCUGGAACAGAAGGAAAUCCAUUACUGGUGCUGUAGAAAAUAUGGUUCUAAACAACUUUUAAACAUGAAAGUGGAGACACCAUGCAACUUCAGCUGCUAUCAACAAAGGUUUGAUACUGCUACAAAACGAAUAAAAGAGACAAGUACAGAAACAGGCUACCACAACAUGAUCACAGGUGAAGCAACCCCGGCCGAUUUUCAAAAUUUCCUUGGAUGGCCAAAAAUACCACAAAAUGUAGGUUUAGAGAAACCAGUGGUUCUGACACCCCAUCUCAUGAGACACGUGUAUACAGAUCCGAAGUUUAUUCUCAUCUUUAGAAAUCCAACUGAUCGGUUAUAUUCUGACUAUAUGAUGCGGAACGGACGGUCAGCUGAGGAUUUCCAUGAAGCUGUGAGAAGAGAUAUUCAGAUCGAGGAGACCUGCAUGAAGAACCACACGGUGGUACAUUGUCUGUACAGCCUGGAGAUAGCACGAAGACUUCAGACUUACAUUUUCUUUGGGUGCUAUUCAGUGUACAUGCGAGAAUGGCUGAAGGUUUUUCCAAGAGAGCAAUUCCUGAUCUUGCGAACAGAGGACCACAAUCAGGAUUCAAAAGCUCAGCUGAGAAAAGUGUACAACUAUUUGAAACUAAAAUAUACUGAAGAGUGGUUGUCUUACAUCGCCAGUGUGCCUCAUCGCAAUGUCAGCAAGAAGAAGAAAAGUGAAGGACCUAUGCUUAAAAAGACCCGUGUCUUACUCGACACAUUUUACAGCAGAUACAAUCGGGAUUUGGCAGAUAUACUACAGGACAGGAAGUUUCUGUGGCUGACUUGAUAUCUGCCAUGGAAUGCGGGGAUAUAACCUACAAGCAAACAGUUCAUACCAAUAUUCCCUUCAAACAUUUGUUUCUAGUUCAUUUUUAUCAUAAUUGAUAUUUACAGUCGAUAUUUUGAGAUUAUUACCCACAUGGUAAAGAUACAGGUGGUAAGAUACUGUCGUAACUGCUUUCGGGUGUCAAGUGGGACCCUACUACAGUUAUUGAAAGUAUUGCUGUUGUUCCUGGUCAUCAUGGUCAGUUAAACCAUGACUUUGCAACUCGCCUUGUGAGCUCAGCCAAGGAGUGAUUGGUCUAACGACGCUUACUCCCAAGUUGUCUCCAUCAACAUUCAUACUCGCAUAAUAAAGAAACG